This is a messenger RNA of Serpula lacrymans var. lacrymans S7.9, 249 nucleotides long. RefSeq lists its product as uncharacterized. The transcript is spliced from 3 exons. The record is from RefSeq and is a predicted model, not a curated record. The coding region runs from base 1 to 249 and encodes 82 amino acids. Lineage: Eukaryota; Fungi; Basidiomycota; Agaricomycetes; Boletales; Serpulaceae. Gene Ontology annotation, biological process: rRNA processing.
AUGAAACAGGCGAAACUUCUGCAGCGCAUCAUAAAACGAAGAAAAGGCGCUCGAUUACUCAAAAUGAAACGUCUACGCCUGGUACAAGCUCGGAGAUUACUAGCCAAGGAAAAUGUCGCAGCGGAUUUGAGAGUAGAGACGGAACGUAGACUAAAGGCCUUAGAGGCAGAUUUGGGUCGUGCGGAAGCAUCACGAAAAGAACGAUCUCUGGCUGUUCGAUACCACAAAAUAAAAUUCUUUGGUACGUGA